UGUUUUCCUUGCCCAGAGGCUCGUGAAAAGCAGUAGGCGUUGUUUUUCUCAGCCCUUCUGCCGGGCGUGCGGCGCCAGACGUGCCCCAUUCAUGCCCGGGGCGCGUGCUGAAGGUGCUGUUCUUGUUUGCUUCUUAAAGGUGAACUGGGGGCGCGGUUUCUUUAAAACCGGAGAGAUUAGACAUUCCCCUGUAGAUACAAAGAUGAAACCAUACCCGAGUCUUUGCAAAGAUAACGCACGGAGGAAGAUAAAGCAGUUGUAGAAUAGAGUCAGUCAGGCUUUGAUGCAGCACAGGAGAUCUGUAAGAGCACGUCUGAGUUACUGGUGCGGAAUGGCCCAUGGGCAGCGGUGGGGUGGUGGAGAGGUGAGGUGCAUCUUUGUUUUUGCAGAGCGUGCAGCUUGCAGAGGUGCUUUGUCUGCGGGGAUCCUGUGCACCGCCUCUGGCAGAGUGAAAUCUGCCUGGUCGGGUGUGUCGGGCUCAGAGCUCCCGGCUCUGUUGACUCUAUUGUGUCCUGGGCCUGAUCCGGGCAAAGCGUCACGAGGGUGACUUUAUAACAUGCAAGACACUGGUGCCAGGGGGAGUUCCCCUGCUUUCCUUCCGCCUCAGAAUGGGAGCAGUCACAGGUCUUCUGGGUAUGUCCCGGGGAGAAUCGCCCCUCUUCGUCCCCCACCACCUUCACAGAGCCACGUGUCAGCUGAAUUUACCUCUGCAAGACAAGAAGCCCGGGCCAUGUUCGCAUCCUCACCACCGGGACAGCACCGCCGACAGGCAGAAGCCAACAGACAUAAGAAUACCCUCAUUUGCUUUGCUGUUUCCAGCUUUUCACUUUUUGUUGCACUGGGGAUUUUUAUGGGAAUAGCUUCAAAAUAUGCUCCAGAUGAGAAUUGUCCUGAUCAGAAUCCUCGUCUGAAAAACUGGAGCCCUGGGAAAGAUCCUGAAAAGAAGGUUGUCAUCAAAAAGGGAGAUCUGUUUCGUCUGGACUCAGAUGCUACAGUACAUUCUAUAACCAUACAGGAUGGAGGUUUACUUGUUUUUGGUGAUGAUAAAGAUGGUUCUAAAAAUAUUACUUUGAGAACUCGUUUUAUCCUGAUAAAGGAUGGUGGAAUGCUUCAUGUUGGAGCAGAGAAAUGCCGCUAUAAAUCCAAAGCAACUAUUAUUUUGUAUGGGAAGUCAAAUGAAGAUGCUGAUGUGUCAGAAUUUGGCAAAAAGUUUAUUGGUGUGGGCCCUGAAGGAACGUUGGAAUUGCAUGGGCAACAGAAGCUAUCAUGGACUCUUCUGUCAAAGUCUGUGAAUUUCUCAGGGCUGGCCUGUGGUCAUUACGCAUUUAAAAAGAAUUUUUCCCGAGGACUAAAUGUGAGAGUGAUUGAUCAGGACACGGCGAGCGUUUUGGAAGUGCUGAAGUUUGAUACUCAUGAGUUUUCGGAAGAAAGCUUGAAACUCCAGAACUUACUGAAAAAUAGGAGUCCUGGUCGCAUUAUUGCUAUUGCUGUAGGAGAUUCAGCUGCUAAAAACCUGCUGGAAGAAACUAGAGUGACUAUUCAAAAUCUUUUGGGAAGUAAGUUUGUCAGAGGAUUGAGUUACAGGCAAGCCUGGGCUUUAGUUGGUGUUAUAGGUGGUGGGAAUUCUUCAUGUAAUGAAUCAGUGAGAGACUAUGAGAAUCACAGCACCGGUGGGAAAGCUCUUGCUCAGAAAGAAUUUUUCACAGUGGAUGGUCAGAAGUUUGUUGUGAGAGCUUACAGUGAAUGGAACGAUGGUGUCCCAAUUUCAGGCUUCCAAGUAGAACCUGUUGGUGGGGUGAUACUAAAUCUUCUGGAUGAUGUUAGUAGUUGGGAGCCUGGAGACCGAAUUGUGGUUGCAAGCACAGACUAUUCAAUGUAUCAGACAGAGGAGUUCACCCUCCUUCUCUGCCCAGAGUGUACAAAGCACCAGGUCAAAGUCAAAGAAAAACCUCAGUAUCCCCACAUAGGAGAAGUUAUUGAUGGAGUGGACAUGAGGGCAGAAGUUGGAGUUCUCACAAGGAACAUCUUAAUCAAGGGAGAGACAGAAAAUACCUGCUAUCGUGAAAAGGAGUGUCAGUUUUUCAACUAUGACACAUUUGGUGGACAUAUCAAGAUUUUGAAGAAUUUUACAUCUGUUCAUCUCUCCUAUGUGGAACUAAAGCAAAUGGGCCAGCAGCAGAUAGGAAGUUACCCUGUUCACUUUCACCUUUGUGGGGAUGUGGAUGAAAAAGGAGGUUAUAGUUCUAAGACUUACCUUGAUGGUCUUUCCAUUCAUCAUUGUUUCUCCAGAUGUGUGACUAUUCAUGCAACUAAUGGCUUGCUGAUAAAGGACACCAUUGGUUAUGACACACUAGGUCACUGUUUCUUCAUAGAGGAUGGCAUUGAGCAGAGGAAUACUCUCUUCCACAACCUUGGACUAGUCACGAAACCAGGCACUAUUCUUCCUACAGACAGAAACAGCACCAUGUGUACUGGCAUAAGGGAUAAAGUGUAUGGAAGUUACGUUCCUGUGCCAGCCACAGACUGCAUGGCAGUUUCAACAUUCUGGAUUUCUCAUCCCAACAAUCAUCUUAUAAGUAAUGCAGCAGCAGGUUCACAGGAUGCUGGAAUAUGGUAUUUGUUCCACAAGGUUGCUACUGGAGAUUCUCAUAGUUUAGGCAUUGAAACAAAGUCAGAGCUCACACCCCUGGGAAUCUUCUAUAACAACAGGGUUCAUUCUAAUUUUAAGGCUGGUUUGUUCAUUGAUAAGGGUGUUAAAACAACUAAUGCUAGCGCUGAUGAUCCCAGGGAAUAUCUUUGUUUGGACAACAAUGCAAGGUUUCGUCCUCAUCAAGAUGCAGACCCUGAAAAACCUCGAGUUGCUGCCCUGAUUGAUGGAUUAAUCUCUUUCAAAAACAAUGAUCAUGGUGCUUGGGUCAGGGGAGGAGAUAUCCUCAUUCAGAACUCUGGGUUUGCAGACAAUGGAAUUGGUUUGACAUUUGCCAGUGAUGGGAGCUUUCCGAAUGAUGAAGGUGCCAGUCAAGUGGUAUCCGAAUCUCUGUUCAUAGGGGAGAGCAAGAAUUACGGGUUUCAUGGUGGUCAAAAUAAAUAUUCAGGAUCUGGAGGAAUAGACAGUAAGGUGCGCACACUACCUAGAAAUCGGACAUUUCCCAUUAGAGGUUUUCAAAUUUACGAUGGGCCUAUUCACCUUACUAAGUGCACGUUCAGGAACUUUGUGCCAACUCCAGACAGAUUUACCAGUGCAAUUGGCUUCUUGAUGAAAAAUCCUUGGCAGAUGACACCAAGAAACAACAUUUCUCUUGUGAAGUUUGGUCCAAAUGUUUCUCUGAAAGCCUUCUUUGGAAAACCUGGUCCCUGGUUUGAAGAAGUAGAUCUGGAUGGUGACAAGACCUCAAUAUUCCAUGAUCUAGAUGGUUCAGUGACUGAUUACAAAGAUACAUAUGUGGGCAGAAUGGAUAACUACUUGAUUCAACACCCCAAAUGCAUUAACUAUACAGAAUGGAAUGGAGUGAUCUGCAGUGGGACCUAUGCACAGGUCUAUGUUCAAACAUGGAAUGGACAGAAUCUUUCCAUGACUAUUGUACGAGAUGAGUACCCAUCCAAUCCCAUGGUUCUUAGAGGUAUUAAUCAGAGAGCUGUCUUUCAGCAGUACCAGCCAGUAGUGAUGCUUCAGAAGGGCUACACAAUUCAUUGGAAUGGAAAAGCACCAAAUGUCACAUAUCUUUACCUCAUCAACUUCAAUAAGAAUGACUGGAUUCGUGUUGGUCUUUGUUAUCAACCAAAUACUGAUUUUACUAUAGUUUUGGAAACCUUUCAAAGGAAGUCAUCUGCUCUGUCAAGCAAGGUAGAACGCUACGUGCCUGUAUCUUCAAUGCUGGAGCUUGAAAAGAAUCGAUCAGACAAGAAGUUUUAUUUUGACAACAGUACUGGAUUACUGUUUUUAUUUCUUCAAGCCAAAUACAAUAGGGAUGGUCACAGUUAUUGCUCAUCUCAGGGAUGUGAAAGGAUCAAGAUUGUGACCAAAGAUUCAGCAAAAGGGGUCAGUAACUGCAUAGCAAAAGCUUACCCAAAGUACUACCAAGGACCAGCUGUCAUAAAGCAAAUGCCAGUAAAAACUACUGUACCAUGCACAAAGUGUGGCACAACUCAGAUGGUAUUCACCAGUGAUCCUCACAAAAACUACCUCCUUGUGCAGAUUAAUUUAUCUGGUAGAAAAGAGUUAAGCAGAGAUCAGCAAGCAUUUAUUUCUGUCAAUAACACUAUGUUUUCCUUCAAGGAUGAUGGUAUACUCGUUGUUGUAGUUGAUGCCUGCACUGGCACAGUGUCAGGAAAUAAUUUAUUUUCCGGAGUAGACAUUAAGCGUGUAGGUGGCUAUUUAAAGUCUGGAAUUCCACAAAGGUCUGUAGUUCUACUGAGCACAAGAGGCAAGGUAGAAAUUCCUAGUAACUUAUCAGAAGCCUUAAAGUCCUUGGGGACAGCCAAACCGCCUUACCUUCAGAGCAAUGGAAGCAUGGCCUUUCUGGGCUUCAGAGGAAACUUUAAGCCAUCCUGGAUUAAGCUGUUUACCAGUCCUGCUGGUCAUGGGCUAAUUCAGAUAGAAAAGUAUAUCCCUUUGCAACUGGAAGAAUAUGGCUGUACCAGAGCAGUCAAGAGUCAACAGAAAGACCUCGAGCUUCUGAAGAAGGCUACAAGAUCUCAUUAAAGACUAAGCUGUACAUAAAAACUGGGGGAAGAAAAUGUGAACUAACUUAUUUUUAAUUUAUGGCAUUUUAAACUGUGUUGUUAUACAAGGAAAUCAUGUUAUUGUCUGACAGACAUUUGCCAUCAUUGACCGCUUGAAUGCCAGUCUGUGCACCUUCUAGUUGUACAAAAUAUGAAAGAAUUUAUUACUAUUUGUAUAAACAGGUUUCAGAGAUUUUUCAGAUGUUUGUAUUUACUGUAAACAUUUUUUUUUUUCCUGUUUAAUACUCCUUUUGUAUUUAAGAGAGUGUUCAUAAAAGCCUUAAAUUUUUUAUAGCUGGUGUUGGAGUGCUAUUUGGAUUACUUGAAAAAUUAACAUUUAAGUCUCUCUAAACAGCUUGAAUUGGUCAUUCUUAGUUUACUUGCAUUUUCCUUCUGCUUUAUACAUGUUUUCCUGAGAGUUUAUUUAGCAGUAAGUUCAGUUACUUUCUCAAACCCGGGUGUUAAAAAAACAAUUCCUGUUAUGCUUGCAGUUGUGCUCCAGGAGUUUUAACUGCAGUAAAACUUUUGAUUUGCUGUACGAAAGGUGGAGAGGGGGGAUUCGGAGACCUAGCCUGGGGCUGGGUGGGGAUUGUGUACUGUGCAACAGAGUUUUAACAAGGCCGUGUGUAGCAGCGUGACAGAGCAGAAAAUGACUGCCAUUCUUCAGGAUCACUGUUUACUACUCACUCCAAUAGGAGUCUGUAAAAAUUACUUCAUCAAUUAAUUUGUCUGUUAAGACUGGAUACAGAUGGACUUUUAAAGCUCUUAAGCAGAAAGGCAGAACUGAGAAACCUGUUCUCAGUUUGUUAUGAAGCUGAGCUUCUACUCCUUCUGUGAUUAAGGCUAUCACAGCUCUAAAUUUUGAGUGGAAAGUGUGCUCAGUUCAUUCUUUCAUGCUAUCUAUUUUGCCUUAACUUUUGAUUCUUUUUAAUAUAACCAUGUUGGCAAUUUCAGUUAUUAACUGUCUUUGAUUUCUGUUGGGUUUUGUUGCAAUUGUUUGACCUUAUCUACAGGUAGUGGGGAGAUCAUUUAGAAGAACUGAGACACAGCUGCCCAUUUUCAGAAUUCUAGUCUUUGAAAUUAGAUUUCAGAGACUGUAAAGAUGCAUUUCAUAAUAGGGAGCAAUAGGUACCACAGAGCUGAAAAUGUAACUAUAGUUCUAAUAAAACUGACCUUGUUCCUUGUUACUGUAUGUGUUCUCAUUCAUUCUAGCUGUUAUUAUAUAUGUGCCAUCCAGAGAUGCUAUGUGCUUUGAAUUUAAAAUGGAGUGGCUGAUAAAAAUGAACUGUUCACUUGUCUUCUCCAAAGAAGUUGAAAAACAGGGGAUUUUUUUUUGUGUGUGUGUGUGUGCUUUAAAGAAGAGGAGGCACAUUAGCAGACCUAUUAUUCUAUUCAAUUAAAAUACGCUACCUCAGUGCUACCAUUGAACUGCCUGAUCUAAUACCUUUUUUUCCUUAGUCAGAAGGGAGGGGAAAAGAGCACAGUACAUGAGAUCAAGAUAACAUACAGGUGACUGAUAUUAUUUUUAUUGCAAAACCAAGCCAAAUGGGUGAUUAUGAAUUUUGCAUUUGUUCUGAUGCACAGUUGUUAUAAUGCUUAAAAAACAAAAAAGUGUUUUGUGUGUGUGGUAAAUUUUUAAGACUAGCUAUAAUGUUUGGUGUUAUUAGUGCAGGACAAUGUGAUUUACAUGCUCUGAGUGCAGUAGGGUUAGUGUCUGGGGAUUGCAAUAAUCUUAGGACUUCCAUUGUUCUGAUCUGUGGGUUGUGCUUAGCAGAGAAAUGCCUUUUGGAUAGUGACCUUUAGGCUUCAGAAGUUGGCCAUUGUUUGAGAUUCUGCUGUUCUAAGCCAUCUUUUGUAAAACCUGUACUUGGAAACCUCAAGGCUGCUCCAGUAUAAGGAGUACUGAUGGACAAUUGAACCUGAAGUGGAAAUGUCAUCUUUUGUGUGAAUUUAAGCAUUUGAUAAAUAGCGUAAAUAAAUUUUUACAUCUGACAAAGCAA
This is a messenger RNA of Coturnix japonica (Japanese quail), 6722 nucleotides long. It is a transcript of the gene CEMIP2, whose product is annotated as cell migration inducing hyaluronidase 2. NCBI's taxonomy places the organism in Eukaryota, Metazoa, Chordata, Aves, Galliformes, Phasianidae. The record is from RefSeq and is a predicted model, not a curated record.